CUAACUAAAUAGAACAAAGAGUCAAUGAUUUGAAAAGUUUGAAAGCCAUUGAGAUGGAUGCAACACGAACCGAUCAAUAAACCRAGUACAAACUGUUUAGGAAAGCUGGAGCAAUCCGGUUCCAUUGUUGAUAGCAUAGAAAGUAUCRGCAAAUACAAGGGAAAGGACAGCCAUGAGCUUCAUGACAAUGUUCAGGGCAGGUCCAGAGGUAUCCUUGAACGGAUCCCCAACGGUAUCUCCGACGACAGCGGCCUUGUGGAUAUCAGAUCCCUUGCCCUUGAGCUCGGAGUCGGCAGAUUGCUUUUCGAUGUAUUUCUUGGCGUURUCCCAAGCACCUCCAGAGUUGGACAUGGAAAUGGCAAGCUGGAUCGAGGCGACCAAGGCUCCUACCAGAAGUCCAGAAACGGCGGUGACUCCGAACAAGAUACCCGUCACAAGCGGAGUGAAGAUGACCAUAGCACCAGGAGCAACCAUCUCCUUGAGGGAAGCCUGGGUGGAAAUAGCGAUACAGGCAUCGUAGUCGGGACGUUCGGAUGGGUUUUCGUCCAACAAGUGAGGCUUUUCGUCGAAUUGACGCUGGACUUCCAUAACCAUCUCCAUGGCAGCCAUACCGACAGACUUCAUGGUGAGAGCAGCAAAGGCAAAAGGAAUCAUUCCUCCAAUAAUCAAGAAAGAAAAGGUAACGGGUUCGAGCAUGUUGACACCGUCGGUGAACAGAGUUUGACCGGAAGAAUCUCGGAUGCGGGUAACAAAGGCUCCGAAAAGCGCAAGAGAAACCAACGCGGCAGAACCAAUUGCGAAUCCCUUUCCGAUGGCGGCAGUUGUAUUUCCGGCAGCGUCCAAAGCAUCGGUCUUUUCGCGAACACUUGGGUGAAGUUCGGCCAUUUCAGCAAUACCUGAAAUUUUUUUUCAAAAGAAAUACAGUCACAUGGUUUAG
Messenger RNA from Pseudo-nitzschia multistriata, 937 nucleotides. The record is from the annotation of a GenBank genome assembly. NCBI's taxonomy places the organism in Eukaryota, Bacillariophyta, Bacillariophyceae, Bacillariales, Bacillariaceae.